This is a messenger RNA of Uncinocarpus reesii 1704, 849 nucleotides long. RefSeq lists its product as uncharacterized. NCBI's taxonomy places the organism in Eukaryota, Fungi, Ascomycota, Eurotiomycetes, Onygenales, Onygenaceae. Gene Ontology annotation, cellular component: mitochondrion. Gene Ontology annotation, biological process: mitochondrial respiratory chain complex III assembly. The coding region runs from base 1 to 849 and encodes 282 amino acids. The transcript has 2 exons. The record is from RefSeq and is a predicted model, not a curated record.
AUGCUCCAGGAUGUGAGAUUCGUUCCAUUUGAAUCCCACCUCGAAUCUUUGCAAAAGCCCAUUGCCCAGCGUCCUUGGUUCUCCGAUCGAUUAUCAAAACCGUCACCGCGCCGUUAUGCGUCUACUUCGAACGCCCAGAAACCACCCCCUCUGCAAGAUCCCACACCUUUGCCUAAACCGCCUGUAGCAGGGCGUCAAAGAGCCGCCGGUUUACGCUCAACUGAGACUUACGUGGCCUAUGGUAUCACAAAGAAACUCUUUGAGGCCUGCUCGGCGCAGGCAGAUUAUAAGAUUCCACAAAUCUCGGAACGAGGUGCUGAAAUCCCCAAGACUGCCAAUGGAGAGGAUCUCGGUGUAGGGGAGGGUUGGUGGUAUGAAGAGCUCGGACUGCUCCCAACAUUCUCCUCAUGGUCCCAAGUCACGUUUCUACACAUGUACCUGAUAACCGUUCGCCUACGUGCUCUUCCAUCCCCCGAAUCGUUUCAGACCUUCUCACGCCACCUAUUCGACCACUUCUCAAACAACGCCGAAGAUCGUAUGGAUGUCAUGCACGGUAUUACGUCCCGUAGCAUCCGCGUCAAAUACCUCAAAGAUUUAUUCCUUCAGUGGCGUGGUGUUUUAGCAGCAUAUGAUGAGGGUCUUGUCAAAGGGGAUGCCGUCCUUGCAGCGGCAGUGUGGAGAAAUUUGUACAAAGGAUCGUAUACGGAUGUGCAGGGUCGCGGAGAGGACAUUGACUGGAGUAAGAUUGCACAAAUUGUGUUGUAUAUGCGAAAGGUCCUGGGUGAACUGGCGCCGUUAGAGGGAGACGACUAUGGCACAUGCGGUUGGAGGGGAGAAGGGCAUAUUUAG